AUGCAUGUAAACUGGCUUUGUAGCUGUUCGAAAGAGCCCAAAUCCAUUUAUUUCCUUAAUGUAUGUCGGACCUGUCAACAAAUAUCUUGCAAUCGGUGCCAGACACCAGAGCUUGUGGUGAAGUAUUGUCCUGGAUGUUACGCGACAGUUGAGAAUGGGAGCCAAACUCGAUGCAGCAGAAACUGUUUGGAGUGUCCAAAAUGCCACAAUCAACCAAUUGUAACAAUUGACCGUCUGCAGCCGUCUGGCAAAAAGGAACUGCUGCUCAAUUGUCCUGGCUGUGGAUGGGCCUCCCGAAGUGGUGAAUUGGAGACUGCUAAAUCCCAAGGCCUGGCCUCCUAUUUCAACUCAUUGAGUGAAAAACAGAACUCAAACACCGCCAGAUUCCGCGAUCUGCAGGCAUUCUACAGCACCAAACGGAAACUGGAAGAAGUUGAGGCCAAAUGCAGUCAAGGAAUGCUCGAAACCUUGGAUGAAGCAACAUCUCGAAAGUUAGCAGGAAAACUUCAAACUGCAAAAUUGUACGAGCUGAUCAACGAAGAACACGCUGUGCCAGUGCGGAAAAUGCAUGCGCAUGAUGUCUCGAAAUCCACUGUGUCAUUACCAUUGCCACGCAGACUCGCGGCCAAGUAUAAUUUCAAAUGCCCCCAUUGUGAUGCCCUUCUUACGCAAGUGUCUCCAGACCCGAAGUCUUCCCGAUUUAUUCAGGAAUCUUCUGCUUUACACCUAUUGCCAGACGUGGAAGCUAUUCCUUUGACGACAGUCGAUCCGGCCGGCAAUCACACCUACAAAGAUAUAGCCCUCGUUUUCAGAGCGACCGAGCAAUCUGCUAUGGGACUGCAUAUAUCAUUGGCGGCGCCCACCACUGCUUACUUGCCGGUAUGCGAAUUCGCUCUAGAGCUUCAAGAAGAAUAUGUGCCGGCACAAACCCCAGUUGAAGAGAUCAGCAAUUUCGCUACACGCAUUCCAAACUAUAUGUUGAGUCGAAGUCGUCUUUCUGCGGUGCAAACAAGGACAGAACUCUUGAAGAGUGGUCUGCAAGCUACAGAAGUAAAUACUGACAUCGUGGAUAAAGGAGACGGGUGGACUAUAAUAUCAUUACAUUUGCUGGAAGCGGCAGAGUCCCAUCAGAUACAAUUACUAGCGUCCUCCCGCGAUACAAAUAUAACACUCCAGAUGGUUGUGUCUUUAUAG
This is a messenger RNA of Lachancea sp. 'fantastica', 1194 nucleotides long. NCBI's taxonomy places the organism in Eukaryota, Fungi, Ascomycota, Saccharomycetes, Saccharomycetales, Saccharomycetaceae. The record is from the annotation of a GenBank genome assembly.